This is a messenger RNA of Danaus chrysippus (African queen), 321 nucleotides long. The record is from the annotation of a GenBank genome assembly. Lineage: Eukaryota; Metazoa; Arthropoda; Insecta; Lepidoptera; Nymphalidae.
AUGCGGAACCCAAAGCCAAACGACCCUCCAGCACAAAUCGCUGGAGUAAUUCCGUCCAAGGACUCCGAGCUCGAGGGAGUUGUAACGGAAGAUCGAUAUCAAGAGAUGAUGGCUCCCCCACCACCAGCUCGGCCAGACCCCAGCCGUUCAUGCCUGGAGGUCCGCGGAGGCCGGAGAGCGGUGUUGAAUGUCUGCCGUUGUUUGUACACGGCCUUGUUCGGGAACGGGCUCGCUGUUCCUCACCAACACAAUAUAACACAGCAAUUCAAACUUAUAUUUUUACGAGCCGGCAGCGUUAUUCUGUGUCGUUCUUUAAAUUAA